Molecule: messenger RNA, 2371 nt
Organism: Drosophila busckii
Lineage: Eukaryota; Metazoa; Arthropoda; Insecta; Diptera; Drosophilidae
Product: mitochondrial potassium channel ATP-binding subunit
Exons: 5
Coding region: 116-2266 (716 amino acids)
Biological process (GO): transmembrane transport
Cellular component (GO): membrane
Molecular function (GO): ABC-type oligopeptide transporter activity; ATP hydrolysis activity; ATP binding
Source: RefSeq, a predicted model, not a curated record
GUGAGCUUGUGUGUGUGUAUGAGUAUUGUUAUGAUUGUUAAAAGUUAACCAAACUGCUAGUUAAAUGUACUAGCGCUUGUUAAAAUAAUAUUAAGUUAAAACAGAAAGCCCGAGAAUGCUGCGCCUGCUACUCUCCAACUGCACAACACGCAGCGAACUGCCACUAAGUCGCAACUUGCUGCAGCAGCUGCCUAAAGUACGACUGCAGAAUGCGCAGCGCUUGUUGCGCCAACAGGCGACACAGGCGCGCCCACAGCCGCCAAUCACGAAUCGAGUAGCAUUACGCUGUGGUGGACUGACCUUGGGCUUGGGCAUGGGCAUGGGUGUGGCAUGGCGUAAAUGGACAGCACACUGUGAGGGAAAUCGACUGGCUGGCGUGGUGCAGCAGACAUUGGAGGAAGUGGAGGCGGCAGCGGAGCAGCCACAGUUUGACUGGCGACGACUAUGGGCAUAUUUGGAGCCACAUCUCUGGGAACUUAUAGGCGCGAUAUGUGCGGCGCUUGUGGUGGCUUUCAUUAAUAUACGCAUACCCAAUCUGCUCGGGGAGCUGGUCAACACGUUGGCGCGCUACGCCAACACGUAUGUGAAGGAUCCCAUAAACAACAACUUUGUCAAGGAUGUGAGCAAGCCUGCUAGCAAUUUACUGAGCUUAUAUAUGCUGCAAUCCGGAUUUACCUUUGUAUAUAUAUAUCUAUUAAGCCGGAUUGGCGAACAAAUGGCAGCACGCAUGCGACAGGAUCUGUUCAAGCAGCUGGUGCUGCAGGAUAUCGAAUUCUAUGAUGAGCAUCGCACGGGCGAGUUGGUGAAUCGUCUGACAGCAGAUGUGCAGGAUUUCAAGACGAGCUUUAAACAAUUUAUAGCGCAUGGCUUGAGGAGCGGCGCACAACUUAUUGGCGGCAGCAUAUCCUUGUUUAUGAUAUCACCACACAUGGCGGCCAUUGCCUUGGCCAGCGUGCCCUGCGUGGUCAUGUUUAUGUCCUAUCUAGGACGCAAGCUGCGCACGCUGAGCAAACGUUCCCAAGCACAGUCCGAGCGUGCCACAGGCGUCUGCGAGGAGGCGCUUUCCAACAUACGCACGGUGCGCUCCAGCGCAUGUGAAUAUCGUGAGAUGCAAUUGUUUGAAAGCGAAACCAAUGAGGCUGCUCGUCUGGCACAGGAGCUCGGCUAUGGUAUUGCUGUCUUCCAGGGCUUAACAAACUUUUUCCUCAACACUUUAAUACUUUCGACACUGUUUAUGGGCGGUCAUCUGAUGUCCAUGGAGAGUCUAACGCCUGGUGCCUUAAUGGCCUUUCUGGUCGCCUCCCAAGGUGUGCAGCGUUCCCUGGCGCAGGGAUCCGUGCUGCUGGGCACGAUGAUUCGCGGCAUGACAGCCGGCACACGCAUCUUUGAGUACCUGGCGCUGCAGCCCAAGGUGGAGCUACUGCGUGGCUAUAUUAUACCUCAGGAACGUCUGCACGGUGAGCUGCGUUUCGAGCAUGUCAGCUUUGCCUAUCCCAUGCGUCCAGAUCAGCUAGUGCUAAAGGACUUUAGCCUAACGCUGCAUCCAGGACAAACCGUAGCCUUGGUAGGCGCUAGCGGCUCCGGCAAAUCCACCAUUGCCGCACUUUUGGAGCGUUUCUAUGAGCCCAGCUCGGGUCAUAUCAAACUGGACGGCUAUAAGCUAGCGGAUAUAUCGCCCUAUUGGCUGCGUGCCAAUGUUUUGGGUUUCAUAGAGCAACAGCCCGUGCUCUUUGGCACUAGCAUAUUGGAAAAUGUGCGCUAUGGCAAACCAGAUGCUACGCCGGAAGAUGUCUAUGCUGCCUCAAAGCUGGCGCAAUCGCAUGAAUUUGUGGAGGCGCUGCCCGAGGGCUAUCAAACGCAUGUGGGUGAGCGUGGCACACAACUAAGCGGUGGACAGCGUCAACGCAUUGCCAUAGCACGUGCACUAGUCAAGAACCCCAGAGUUCUCAUCCUAGAUGAAGCUACCAGUGCGCUGGAUGCCACCAGCGAGUCGGAGGUGCAAAAAGCUCUGGAUACGGCGGUGCAAAAUCGCACUACAUUGGUUAUAGCACACCGACUCUCCACCAUACGCAAUGCAGAUUUGAUUGUAGUCCUAGAUCAGGGCUGUAUUGUCGAGUCCGGUAAACAUGAUGAGCUUAUGGCUAAGCGUGGUCUGUAUUAUGAUUUAGUGCGUCAGCAGGAGCGUCGUGAGCUUCAGGACCAAGUUCAGGCUGUGGAAAAGGCAACUGCAACUGCCACUGCCAACGAUCAUUUGCCACAAGGCUAAGAUUGUUCCAAAACAAAUCCAACAAACUUGACAAUUAGUACAAUAACUCAAUUAGCUAAUGCAAUAUGAUUCCCUGUAAAUAGCAACAAUGAAAUGCAACGAAAA